AAUGCCGUUUCACGUCCGCUCGUCAUAGAUUUGUUGUCGGAAAAUCCUUCUGUUCCUGAGAAAGUAUUGAAUUUCGCCGUGUUUCUGCUUCGAUUUAGAAGAAUCCUCGGCGUGUUUUCAUCUUCCGUGGGAUUUGCGAUUGUUGUAUUCUCUUUGUCGAGGUUUCCUUCAAGAAUCGCCCUAUUCGCGCUGCUUGUUUAGUUUUCUCGUUGAGUUUUGUCCAAAUUUAUGAUUUCUUCGGUAGAUUUGGUGGUUUUUUUCUCUUGGAGCUGAUGUUCUCGACUGGAUUCGUCGACUAAUCGGCGUUUCCGGAAUCGAUCUGAAAAACAGUCGCCCAAAGAAGAUAUUGGGUUCUGAUUGGCGCCGUGAGCUUCUGUUCUUGUCCUAUCCGGUGGAUCUCUUUUCAGAGUUUUUUAUUUCUUAGGGCUCAAGUGAAGAAUCAUCUGGAAAAUAGACAUGGAUUACCGACCUUCUGACAGUAGCGGUACAGAUGAUGACCUACCGCCUUCACAUCAAAGUAGAUUUCAAAGAGGGGGGCGACCUGCAGGUAAUGGCAGGCCUUCUGCUCUCAGUUCUGCUCCUUUAUCGAGGGUGCAUAAUGACAUGGAAACUCAGAUUCAUCUCAUUGAACAAGAAGCCUAUUGCUCGAUACUGCGUGCCUUCAAAGCUCAGUCUGAUGCAAUCACCUGGGAGAAAGAAAGUUUGAUCACUGAACUCAGAAAGGAACUCCGGGUAUCAGAUGAGGAACACAGGGAGCUGUUAUCAAGGGUUAAUGCUGAUGACAUGAUAAGGCGAAUAAGGGAAUGGAGAAAGUCAAAUGGCUUUCAGGCCAGCAUUCCCCAACUUGUUCAUGAUCCUGCUCCUAGUCCAACUGUAUCGGGAUCACGUAAGAAGCAAAAGACAUCGCAAUCAAUAGCCCCAUUGUCCAUGGGCCCACCAUCUCCUGCUCUGCAUCCUUCGAUGCAGCCAUCGUCAUCUGCCCUUAGGAGGGGAGGCCCUCCACCAGGUUCUAAGACCAAGAAGCCGAAAACAUCGAUGCAGUAUCCAGCCCCAGCUGCUGCUGGAAGACCACAUGCUGGUAACCUUGCAGUUGCCUUAACGAAUGAACAUGCUGAAUCAGGAUCAUAUGAUCCAUUGAUUGGACGGAAGGUUUGGACAAGGUGGCCUGAGGACAAUCAUUUCUACGAGGCUGUUAUAACUGAUUACAACCCCGUUGAGGGACGGCAUGCUUUAGUGUACGAUAUUAACACAGCAAAUGAAACUUGGGAAUGGGUAAAUCUUAAAGAGAUAUCUCCCGAAGAUAUCAGAUGGGAGGGAGAAGAUCCCGGAGUUUCACGUAAAGGUGGUCGUCCUGGUCAAGGUCGUGGAGUAAAAAAGGCCAUGCCUCGUAGUGGUCCGUUAACUAAUGCAGGUAGAGGUAGGGGAAUGAUGAAGGCGCAACCCAAAACGCAGAAUGGAAUCAGGAAGAAGGCUUUAGGCAACAUCGAAAUACUCCACACAGAUACUUUAAUAAAAGAGGUAGAAAAAGUUUUCGGGUCAAGUAAUCCUGAUCCCGCUGAAGUAGAGAAAGCGACGAGAGUGCUGAGAGAUCAUGAACAAGCCCUCGUCGAAGCCAUUGCAAAGCUUGAAGAAAUAUCAGACGGAGAAAGCGAUGGAGGCCGUGCUUAUUCGCAUGAGCAAUCGCUGGACAAUGAUCGAGGCUGGAAGAAACGACAAUACGACGAGAUGGCCAAAGGGAUAGAAGGGGACGAUGGCAAUUGAAAAGUCUCAGUGCAGGCGAUCAGUAAGUUUAAGAACAGACGGGCAAAUCUUGGAUCGCAUUGUAAUAUUUUUUUUAACAGUUAGGGUUUCGUUGCUUUUGUGCUAUAGCUCGGGCAGCCGCUAUUGGUGAUAUGUGGGUUUAAGUUAGGGGUUAAUCGUCGUAAGGCCCUUCAGUGUUUUUAUGUAAGUGUAGAAGAUACUAGUCUUUAUUUCCUUCCACCGGUUGUGCAACUAAAUAUAGUUGGAUUCGAUCCUACGUUCCAUGUAAGUGCAGACCCCGAGAUCGGUUUCAUGGUUACA
Messenger RNA from Tarenaya hassleriana, 2061 nucleotides. RefSeq names its product protein EMSY-LIKE 3-like. Gene Ontology annotation, cellular component: nucleus. The transcript has 11 exons. The coding region runs from base 457 to 1761 and encodes 434 amino acids. NCBI's taxonomy places the organism in Eukaryota, Viridiplantae, Streptophyta, Magnoliopsida, Brassicales, Cleomaceae. The record is from RefSeq and is a predicted model, not a curated record. Gene Ontology annotation, biological process: defense response to fungus.